This is a messenger RNA of Aegilops tauschii subsp. strangulata, 1335 nucleotides long. The record is from RefSeq and is a predicted model, not a curated record. NCBI's taxonomy places the organism in Eukaryota, Viridiplantae, Streptophyta, Magnoliopsida, Poales, Poaceae.
AUGGGUAAAGAUGCUGGUUCAGCCCAUAACUUCUCAGUUCGUUGUUAUGAUAAUUUUAAAAACAACAUGACUCAUAUUGAUAAGGUGUUUGGGAAAUCAUCUGCAAAAACGAUUUUAGAUGCAAGGCUAAGGCUCAAAGUUACAAUUGAUUCCAUCCGGUGGUUAACAUUCCAGGCUUGUGCUUUUAGAGGGCAUGAUGAAUCCCCGGGAUCCAUUAACCGGGGUAAUUUCCUAGAACUGGUAAAACUUUUGGCUUCUUAUAACAAGGAGGUGAAAGAUGUUGUCUUGGAAAAUGCUCCUGGAAACGCAAAGUACACAUCUCAUCAGGUUCAAGAGGAAAUUCUUGGUAUACUUUCUCGAAAGGUGCAAAGAACAAUUAGAGAAGAAAUUGGUGAUAGCAAAUUUUGUAUAAUGGUUGACGAAGCUUGCGAUGAAUCCAAGAAAGAGCAAAUGGCAUUGGUCCUUCGGUUUCCCGACACUGAAGGGUUCAUACAGGAGCAUUUUGUUGAUGUCAUUCAUGUGAAUGACACUCCUGCAUUGACUCUCAAGGAGACAAUUUGCACUGUUCUAGCAGAUAACAAUUUAAAUGUGGAAGAUAUCAGAGGUCAGGCCUAUGACGGGGCCAGUAAUAUGCGAGGGGAGUGGAACAGAUUGAAAGCUUUAAUUCUGAAGGCGUGCCCUUAUGCAUAUUACAUUCAUUGUAUGGCGCAUCAGCUUCAAUUGGCCCUUGUUGCAGCAUCACGAGAGGUGCUCCUCGCUGAUCUAAGAGAAGAAGGAUGGGAACCUCUCAUAGAGGAGGUUAAGACCUUUUGUGUGAAGCAUGAAGUUGAGAUCCCCGAUAUGAGUCGCAAGUAUGUUGAUGUGACUAAGUCUCAGCAUAAACAUAAUAAAAUCACGGUGCUUCACCACUACAAAGCAGAUGUGUUCAAUGUGGCGAUAGAUCAACAAUUGGUUGAGAUAAAUGACCGUUUUAGCGUUCAGACUACAGAGCUAAUGACACUCUGUGUAUCCUUGGAUCCAAGGCAUGACUCAUUUGACAUAUCAAAGAUCUGCAGGCUUGUGGAAAAAUUAUGUCCUGCAGAUUUUUCUAGUCAAGAGCAGGCUCGCCUGGAGUCACAACUUCCACACUAUCAGUUAGAUGUUUGCAACCAUCCAGAGCUGAAAUCUUCGUCAUCACUGGCUGAUUUGACCGUUGCAUUGCAUAAAACAGGUAAAGCCUCUGUGUAUCCAAUGGUGGACAGAUUAUUGCGCUUGGUCAUCACUCUCCCGGUGUCAACUGCAACUGCGGAGAGCUUUUUCAGCAAUGAAGAUCAUCAAGACGCGUCUCCGAAGUAA